Molecule: messenger RNA, 5194 nt
Organism: Plasmodium cynomolgi strain B
Lineage: Eukaryota; Apicomplexa; Aconoidasida; Haemosporida; Plasmodiidae
Exons: 5
Source: RefSeq, a predicted model, not a curated record
CAAUAAUAAUGUGUAUUAUUAUGAAAGGGGGGCCCCCAAAUGGAAGACGUCCCCUCCUCAACAGUGUAACUUUUUGGACAAUUUUGUUAACAGAGUUACUUUGCACAUUGAGAUGGUGAAGCUGUACAUGAAGCAGAAGGACACAACUCCGUUUUUAUGUCUCUUGAUGAAUGACCUUUCUUUGGAAAAAGGUGGAACAUCCAAUUUGGUUCGCUCAAGGGUAGAACGUUUUUACUUGUUCUUUACAUCAUCAAAUGCCAAAUUAAAAAUUCAAAUUGAUUGUAAAAAAUUAUUUAUGAAUUUAAAUUCUGUAUGGCCUUUGAUUUAUUUUAAUUUUGUGAAGAAUUUUUUUGACCUCGUCCAGGUGGGAAAAAAAACGAAUAGGUCUGCCAAGUUGUGCAGAAGGGGAGGCCAAAAUACGCAUUGCAAAAGGGGGGAAACACUUAACCGGAGUGAAGGCAACAGAGGGGAGACGUACCCACAUAAUGCCAACAGCUCGGAUGAGAGAAAAAAGGGAAAAUGGAAAAUGGAGGAUGAAAAGGAAAGAAGCGCAGAUAAGAAGAAGAGCUUUAUCCUUCACGUAUGUGCAAAUGAUGUAUAUUUCCAAUUUCGUAACAAGGGCAAUUUAGUACUGUUAGAUUUGGACCCCUUAGAUGAAGAUUUUGUAAAAACGUUUGUAUUAAUUUCCAACAGGUUGAAUCUCCACUUAGAGAAGCGUUCAUUCCAUUUUUCUUUGCAAAACGUGCGAGUUUUUAACUCGAGUGGAAGACUUACCUGCCUCGUUCAUAAUUUCACCAUUUGCAAAAUGAACAGGGAAUAUUUUUUUGAAGUAAAAAGUGCUUUCUUUUAUUUUCCCCUGAUGGAAUUACUAACCGUGGGUGUAGUUAAUUUUGUUUUGGAGUGUCUGAGACAGGCAAGGCAUUCACCAUUGUUGCAGAUCACCCUGCAUGGCCGUGACUUCACCCUCACCUGUGAUUAUCUAAACGUGUGUAAUGAAAAAAAAGGGAGUAGUUUGACUUUUAUUCGGCUAGACAGCCCCACUGUGUGUUCAACGUUUGAUGAUAAUUUUUUGGACGUAUUAAACGACGUGCAUAGGACGGUACGUUUUAUUUCCAUUUUGGUAAAGAAAACGAAAGGAGUAGGUCAUUCCGUAGGGGAGGACCUCGGAUCUGCUGCUGGCCCUGAAGGAAAGGUUGAAGCCCAAGCGAACAGAAAAAUUCACCUCAAAAUAGUGCACCUCAGAGUUGUCGAGAUGGUCAAGGGGGAGGGAAAAAAAGCAAAGAGAUGCAUGAGUGAUAUCACCAUGUGUAAAAAGAGAAUGAGGAAAGAAAAACAUAUUGGGAGUAACAAAGGGGAGGAGAAAAAACGUUUGAGGAUGUUCCUCUCUCGAAGGCAUACCCAUUUUGGGGAGAGCAUCAACUUGGGGUCCCAAAAGAAUGCAACGCUGUUUAGAAGCAAGCGCCCGUGGAGGAGGAGUGGAAUGUCCCGUUUGGGGAAAAAGGAAAAUGGCCUAUUAUUCGUAAAGGGGAAAAGACUAAUUGGUAAUUCAACCCUAUUAGAGGUUCCUAAUUGGUGCCAUUUCCAUUUUGGAGAUAGCUAUAAAAAGGAUCCACCCACCUGUAGGGUUUACCCAAUGGAGGAGUCAGUUGUGUGGGAAAGAAGCUCACCCGGAGACUCUCCUUCAUGCUGCCAUGACUGUGCAGCAAAUCGGUCAACGGAAAAAAGAAAUGACAAGGAUAUAAUAGGUUCUAUAAAAAUGAAGAGGAAUAAAAAGGUGUACUUUAGAAGGAAAAAAAGAAACCACGGAGGAGACAUCAACAGGGGUAAAUUUACCCCGAAGCAGAAGCGAAUAAAAUGCCCAAGGAGGGGAAAACCCUUUUCUAAUCUGACACAUUCACCUCGUAGGUACCGUUGCACUCAUCUAUGUUGGUGCAGUCAAAGAAAAAAAUCUCUAACAGGAGAAGAAGCGAGCCGUAUUUUUACACAGAAAAAACGGCUGGUGCAGGGACUGUUACUGAUUGAUGGGGUUGAUAUGCACAAGGAGGUCGAUAUGGGGAUGGUACAGCUGGAUAAGACUUACUUCUUCCUUUUUAAAAAAAACAUUUCUGAGUUGAAAUUACUCCAUUUUUUGCGUACCUUAGAAUUUAUUAGGGUUCAAAAGGAGGACCAGUUUUUUACUCUCAAUUAUUUGAUGCCCCACGUUUGUGAAGAAAUAGCUUUUUGUUUUUUCACAGCUCGGAUUCAUCUGCUUAGAGAAACACAAACUGCAUGCAUUUGGUUGUCUCUAAGUAGGUCAAAGAUAAUUUUUCCAGGUGUAAAUUCGUACAUUGCCGUGUCGUAUAUGUUGAGGAGGAUGAGCUACUACAGGGAGAAACACACACAUGUGACGUGGCUUGAAAAAAGGGACAAUCACAGAGAGGGAAAUAUUGAUGGGGUAGGAAAGGCUUCUAAUACAUCUGUCUGUAGCACUAGUCGUUUUAGCAUUGUGAUUAAUUCCACGUUUGUAGAACUUCAUUUUUUUUUCGAGUAUGUGUGUACCUUCACUCUGUCGUGUAGGAGUUUAUCCAUCUCGACACAACAAAGGGGAGAAGGAGGGAGACAUCCUUUUGCAAACGUAACCGCUCGUAAUUUUUUACUGUCCUAUGGAUUUUUCUCAAAUGGAAAAGUAGCUAAUUCUCAUUUUGCACAAAAAGAAAACGCAUACGUAUGCAUGCGGAUUUUUAGAAGAUUGAAAUUGAGGGAGAGGAUUCUACGUUUAUCCAUAGGAGAAACAAACCGAGUGAAGGAGCUCAUGUACGUAGCUUAUGCACAUGGGAAGGCCUUUACUCGAGGUGGCAGUGAUAAGGGAGAUGCGGCAGAAUAUCAAACAGAACCAGCAUGCUGUAUGUCCAACGGAAGAUGCCUCAUUUUGAACAUAACACUGGUAGGGAGAACGGAAGAAGAAAGAAUGACAAACUGCAAUAUGUUACCACAUCAAUUUUUGUUCCUCCUUAAUACGAUGAGAAAGGCUAACUCUUAUGUUGACGCUCUCUUUAGUGGGCUCCACAAUUUAUUCAAAAGUUCUUCGGAGGAAUGGCGUAACGUGAAGAGAGUACCUGCAGAGAAGAACCGAAUGAACGUUAAAAUCAAUUUGGAGGCAACAAACCUCCAUCUGAAAUUUUACUUUUUGAGAUUAUUUCUAAAAAGGAUAACUAUGAGCAGUUACGAAGGGGGAGGAUUGAUCCAUGAUGCGUAUGGGAAAAAAAGUGGAGACCCGAGUAGCAGUUCUUCCAAGACGGAGGACGAAACGAUCUAUUCCUUUUCAUUUGACAAUUUGAUUCUCUGCUUCGAAGACGUAGUCAACAGUUCGUUUAGCAAAAGUGGAGAAAGUUCCAUUUUUAUGAAUGACGUUCGUAAUUUCCCCCCCUCGAUUUUCUUCCAUUUGUUUGGACACAUGCCGCCGUUGUACUGCCCCAUCGUAAGCAACGUACUUCGAUACUUGGAAGUUCGCAAAAUGGAAGUCCUCAUAAAACGGAAGGAGCGAACUUUUGUCUCCAUUGACAGUAUGACCAUGUACAUAAAUGACCAAACGAUAGAGAGGUUGAAAUUUGUUUUUGAAAAAGGAAGGAAAGCUUUAAAUGUGUUAAGGGCGUAUUGGGGAGGACCCUUGGGGAGAGGCCAGAAUUCUUUGCAAUGCAAACGGGAGAGGGAAUACAUCCUUUACUUGAAAAAUUUUGAAAUAAAUUUUCACAAAAUGGUGGAAGUUAAAAAUAGAAAGAGUAGGAAUCGUAAUGGUGGGAAAAUGGAAAAAAAAAAAAAUUUUCUCCUCGAAGAUAGUUUUAUCUGUCCUAAUGAGAAGGUCCAGGGGAAGGAUCCCAACCGGGAUGGCAACCACACAGGAGUUAAUCAUGUUGAGGAGGGAAAGAAAAAACUUUCCAAUUAUUUGUUUGAAAGGAAAAUUACAUUUUUGAAGAGGAGAGGGGAGGAGGCGGCAAAGUGCGCCAAGAAAGACAGAGCGAAAUGUCACACGGAUUUCUGCACAGAUGGUGUUUCUCCAGCCGAACAAGGGGAAGCACGCCCCACUCAGCGAAAGGACCCUCUCCUCAACGUACACAAGAAAAUGUUGCGAAGAUUGAGAAGUGAUCCAAAUGGGAAAACUUCCACCAAACAGUGCUACUAUAACUCCAUGAUUCACCCCUUUUACUUUUUACCUGACCAAAGUGCACCCCCCUGUUCGUAUACAGAAAGGUAUGAACACGUCUGUAAAAAUGUUCCUUUCAAUUAUGUCGAGUGCGAAGAUCAGCUUCUGCUUUUCCUUCACAAAACAAUUAUUAAAUAUAUGAACAGUUCAGGUGAACAGAACGUUUCCUUUUUUCUAAAAAAUCUGUCUUCCUACUACAUCAGUUCGUAUCAUUUAUUUAGUAUAAAUAAACACCGUGGCAGGCAGGGGGGGGGAGGAAGCAAUCGAGGACAUACAAUGCAUGACACUGUAAGGGAAAAUAUGAUAUGUGCAGGAGAAAAUAAUUUAAGCAACGAAUUAAUGAUUGCCAAUCUGCACGAAAAGGAGACAUACGAAAGGUUGGAGAGGAAAAAGAAAAGAAAAAAAAAUAAAUGCACCCACUUGGAAGAGAUAAAAACAAAUGGGGAGGAAAAAAAAAGAAAAAAACUGCUUCUUUAUAAUAAUGAGAGUUUACCCCCAUUGGGAGGAAAAGCAGAUGGCGCACAAGGCAAUGAGCAGGAGUUAUCCCCUGCACGGAACGAAGAACAUUUUUACUUUAACAAGUCAGGUACGAAAGUGGAAAGGAGUAACCAGCCCACAUUCGAAUUUGCCAGUAACUCCCACAGCAAUGACGAAAGUGUGAACGGAAAAUGGAAAAGCGCGUCACAUAAUAAUGUGCACAAAGUGAACGAAUUAAGGAAAAAAAUGAAGCUAUUUUUUUGUCUACCCAAUAAGAAAGAAACGUUGUCCCCCUUUCUGCGCGCAAAGGAGUUUAAUGUUGUCAUGCGGAGCCAUCGAGGGGGGAAGCAACACACCGCUAGCAGUAUCGGUAGGAGUAGCAGCGAAGGGCACGAAACAAAUUCGCAGGGAAAUGAAGUGGGGGAGGUAUCCAUAUACCUCGACUACAUCAUCUUGUUAUUUAACAAAAGAGUGGUGGAUUAUUUUUUUUACCUUAGCAGCAAGGUGGUUAAAUAUUACGAGGGAAAGAGGGGAGAC